Messenger RNA from Lachnellula hyalina, 4866 nucleotides. It is a transcript of the gene unc-104, whose product is annotated as Kinesin-like protein. Gene Ontology annotation, molecular function: microtubule motor activity; microtubule binding; ATP hydrolysis activity. NCBI's taxonomy places the organism in Eukaryota, Fungi, Ascomycota, Leotiomycetes, Helotiales, Lachnaceae. The transcript is spliced from 2 exons. The record is from RefSeq and is a predicted model, not a curated record. Gene Ontology annotation, cellular component: kinesin complex; microtubule. Bases 1 to 4866 code for a protein of 1621 amino acids. Gene Ontology annotation, biological process: microtubule-based movement; cytoskeleton-dependent intracellular transport.
AUGCCGCCCGCAGGUGGAGGAAACAUUAAGGUGGUGGUGAGAGUGCGGCCUUUCAACGGCAGAGAACUGGAUCGCGGAGCACAAUGUAUUGUGAAAAUGAAAGGUGCCCAAACCAUCCUUACCUCGCCAGCAGACGCAGAAGACAAGGGUCGAUCUGGAAAAGGGGUGAAAGACUCGGGGCAGAAGGUUUUCGCAUUCGACAAAUCAUACUGGUCUUUCAACAAAGCGGAUCCAAACUAUGCGGGACAAGAUAGUCUACACGAGGAUCUUGGGAAACCUUUAUUAGACAACGCGUUUCAGGGAUAUAACAACUGUAUUUUUGCCUAUGGACAGACCGGGUCCGGAAAAUCUUACUCAAUGAUGGGAUAUGGCAAGGAAGCUGGAGUUACACCGAUGAUUUGCCAGGACAUGUUUGAGCGCAUUGGAGAAUUGCAACAAGACAAGAACUUACGGUGUACGGUAGAGGUAUCAUAUUUGGAGAUUUACAACGAACGAGUGAGAGAUCUUCUAAAUCCGUCAACGAAAGGCAAUCUCAAGGUCAGAGAGCAUCCGUCUACUGGCCCAUAUGUUGAAGACUUGGCAAAAUUGGUGGUCAGCAGUUUCAAUGAGAUUGAGCAUUUGAUGGACGAAGGAAACAAGGCGCGUACUGUUGCGGCGACCAACAUGAACGAAACGAGUAGUCGAAGCCAUGCGGUCUUCACCUUGACCCUGACGCAAAAAAAGCUUGAUGUAGAAACAAACAUGUCUAUGGAGAAAGCUGCAAAAAUCAGUCUUGUGGAUCUUGCUGGUUCUGAGCGAGCUAACUCGACUGGUGCUACCGGAGCUCGUCUCAAAGAAGGUGCUGAAAUUAAUAGAUCGCUAUCUACGCUUGGUCGGGUCAUUGCCGCUUUGGCCGACCUUUCAGAUCCUAAAGCAAAGAAGAAGGGGAAGGGCGCCAACCAAGUCCCGUAUCGUGACAGUGUAUUGACAUGGCUCUUGAAGGAUUCGCUUGGAGGGAACAGUAUGACUGCCAUGAUUGCUGCCAUUAGUCCUGCGGAUAUAAAUUUCGACGAAACCUUGAGUACAUUAAGAUAUGCGGAUAGUGCGAAGAGAAUCAAGAAUCAUGCUGUGGUGAACGAGGAUGCAAACGCCAGGAUGAUUCGAGAGCUGAAGGAAGAGCUGGCAACUCUUCGAAGCAAGCUUACUGGUGGGGGUGGGGGCGGGGGUGCUACAGAAGAGGUCUAUGCCGAGGGUACACCGUUGGAGAAGCAGAUCGUCAGUAUUGUAACACCUGAUGGGACUGUGAAGAAAGUUUCGAAAGCCGAAAUUGCGGAACAACUCAACCAGAGCGAAAAAUUGUACUCGGAUCUCAACCAAACAUGGGAGGAGAAGUUACAGAAGACAGAGGAGAUUCACAAGGAGCGAGAGUCUGCUUUGGAAGAGUUGGGUAUCAGCAUUGAAAAGGGAUUUGUUGGGUUACACACCCCCAAGAAAAUGCCUCAUCUGGUCAAUCUGUCCGACGACCCUUUGUUGGCCGAAUGCUUGGUAUACAAUCUCAAGCCUGGGACGACCAACGUUGGAAAUGUUGACACAAAUGCCGCCCACACGUCUGAGAUUCGCUUGAAUGGUAGUCGGAUCCUGCACGAGCACUGCACCUUUGAAAAUGUGGACAACGUUGUGACGAUCGUACCCAAACAAGAUGCAGCUGUCAUGGUCAAUGGCCAGCGUAUUGAUGAGCCAAAACGAUUGCGCAGUGGUUACCGUGUUAUCCUUGGGGAUUUCCACAUCUUCCGUUUCAAUCAUCCUAUGGAGGCUCGCGCAGAACGGGCCGAGAGUUCUCUAAGGCACUCGAUCAUUGCGAGUCAAAUACAGGAUUAUGACAAAAUAUCGCCUUCACCGAGUCCCAGACCAGGACAUGAAAGAACCAUCAGCAAGGCCACAUCCGACGCAGAUUGGGACAGUCGUCCAGACUCACCCGCACCAUUUCAACGUGGGCGCGAUUCCGACUGGUCUUUCGCACGCAGAGAGGCUGCUAGUGCAAUUUUGGGGACCGAUCAGAAAAUUGCAGGCCUUACCGACGAAGAACUUAAUAUCCUGUUUGAAGACGUGCAGAGGGCACGAGCUGAACGUGCUGGUCAGAAUGUUGAUGAUGACUUGGAUUCUGUUACAUCAUAUCCUAUUCGAGAGAAGUACAUGUCAAAUGGGACCUUGGAUAAUUUUUCACUCGACACUGCGCUCACAAUGCCGUCUACCCCAAAGCAGGGCGAGGUUGAAGACAAAAUGCGCGAGGUGAGGGAGGAAAUGCAGGUUCAACUUGACAAGCAAAAAGAGGAAUAUCAAGAUCAGCUCAAGUCCGCAGAGGUGGCUAAUGUUGAGGUUGAGGAGAUCAAGAAAGAGAAAUCUCGAAUGGAAGAAAGCCUUCGGGAAGUCAAGGAGGAAAUGCUUCAACAACUGGAAGACCAACGAAAGGAGUUCGAGGAUCGCUUGCAACAGCUGACGCCUUCGAGAUCUACGAUGGAUGGCCCUGCCUCACUAUCCGAAGCAGAGUUGACGAUUGCACGACGAGUGGUUGAGCACUGGCGCGGCCGAAGAUAUGUGCGAAUGGCGGAGGCUAUACUACAGUCUGCUGCAAAUCUAAAGGAGGCCCAAAUCAUGAGCCAGGAGAUGGAAGAGAGCGUAGUCUUUCAGUUCACGAUCGUGGAUGUCGGUCAUUAUUUGUGCUCAUCUUAUGACAUGGUUCUAAAUGGGAUAUCCGGCGACGAUGAUCAAUUCCUCGAAUCUGCCCCGAAACCUUGUGUUGGUGUUCGAGUGAUUGAUUACAGGAGCAGUGUUGUUCAUUUGUGGAGUCUCGAAAAGCUGGAGGAUCGAGUAAGGUUGAUGAGACAGAUGCACCAAUACAUGGAUCGGCCUGAAUACCUUCAACAUUUCAGACUUGACAAUCCAUUCAUGGAAACGUGCAUGCCACAAUACACCCAUAUUGGAGACGUCGACGUGCCUCUAGCUGCUGUUUUCGAGAGCAGAGUCCAGGAUUUCAGCCUGGAUGUUAUGUCGCCGUAUACCUCCCACGCGAUCGGUCUAAUCAAGUUAUCCCUGGAGCCUUCAUCUGCCAGGGCGCCUUCAAGUACUUUGAAGUUCAAUGUGGUAAUGCAUGAUAUGGUUGGAUUUGCGGAACGCGAAGGCAGUGAAGUCCAUGCUCAACUCUUUCUCCCCGGAAUCUCGGAGGAAGGUGGUGUGACAACAACACAGAUGAUCAAAGACUUCGACGAAGGGCCAAUCCGAUUUGAAAGCGUUCAUAGUAUGAGUGUCCCAAUGUUCAGUCCAACCAGCGUGGCCCUACGAGUAGCCAUAUACGCCAAGGUCUCCUCUAUGCACCUAGACAAGCUUCUCAGCUGGGAUGACAUGCGCGACAAUGUGCCUCGUCCUCAACAAAAGCGUAAGAACGCCCGCAUCGCAGAGUCCCAGUUCUACACCGAAGAGAAACACGAUGUGUUCGCAAAGGUGCAAAUUCUCGAGCUUGCGGAGACUGGCGAGUAUCUUCCGGUAGAAGUUAUUCAGACGAAUGAUUUGGACAAGGGCUCCUUUCAACUACACCAAGGCAUUCAACGACGCCUCGUAGUGAAUCUGAUGCACAGCUCUGGUGCGGCCAUGCCAUGGCAAGAUGUCUCUGGCUUACGAGUUGGUCGGAUACAACUUGUUGAUCAUGUUGGAAAGACUCCUAACCUUGGGUCUCCUUCGGCCGAAAUCCCGUUGAAAUUGAUUUCCAAACCGACUGUUAAAGCAAAUGCAAAUGGGACAAGCACCGUAACUCUAAUCGGUCAAUGGGAUUCCAGUGCACACAGUUCAGUACUACUUGAUCGAAUUACUGCCGACAAGUACAAGGUCCAAAUGUCCGUCCACUGGGAUGUUACAUCCAGCAAGCUGGCAGAGCCAAUGUCUUUCUCCAUGGAAGUAUGCUCACAGAUACUAUCUCGGUCAUAUGUACGUUCUACGUCGAUGUUUUCAUCCUUAUGGCAGACCGUGCGCAUUGUACACUCCACGAGUGGUAUAUUUUCGAUCUCCGUGCGCCCCACACCCGUGAAGCGUGCCGGUGAUCUCUGGAGGAUGAAUACACAGAACGAUUAUGUAAAAGGAGAAGAGGGCCUUACAGAUUGGACUCCAAGGGGCAUAUCAUUGAUUCGAGAUCACAUCGCUGCGAAUCGGCGAAGACACCGACUGGCAGAACUCGAAGCAGCGAAACCUCUUUUAAGCCAAAUAUCUUUCACGCCGACUCUGAAAACAAACGACGAAGUGCAAAUAGACGAGCCGGCCGAGCCGACAGAGCUUUCAGAGCACCAGAAAAGCCUGUUGGAAAAGUACACCAGAUUUUGGCAUCUUUGCCGUGACCCGAUUACUAGCAUCCUUACAUCAUCAAAUGUCGAACCACCAUCAAAUGGUGUAUCGACUCCGCCUCCCCCGCAACCUUCCUCUCCCACGCUGUUGGCAAAGAUCUCGCUUGUUACCAAGAAUUCAGAGAUACUGAAAGGUGGGUAUCUCCUCACUCCAUCCUCAGAUAGUUCGCGCUGGAUCCGCCGCUUCAUCGAGCUGCGGAAGCCAUAUCUACAUAUUCAUUCUGUACCAGAUGGCGAAGAGGUCUGUAUAGUGGCUCUCAGGAAUAGUCGUGUUGAUCAUCAACCCCAAAUCGCAAAACUACUGAAGCGAGCUGAUUCGGGGAGAGGGAGAGCUGGUGAGCGAGAUGAAGAAAAGGUGUUUGCAGUAUAUGGAACAGACAACACCUGGUUAUUCAAAGCAAGGAGCGAGCGAGAGAAAGUAGAGUGGAUAUUCAAGAUUGAUCAGAGCUACUUUGGUGGCGGAUCCUCAGGCGGCAGUGGGAGUGCAAGCGAUGAAUAA